AUGACACCAACCAAAAACGAAAUUUCCUGUAUUCAUACUACUUUACAAGAUGCACAACACGAUCAUCUACUUAUUCAAGCUGCUAUUAAGGAAAGAUUUGCUGCUGCAAUAGAGGCACUUGAAGAUGAUGAUCCAAAAACGGGAUUUUUCAAAACAAAAAUAGAUCAAAAGCCUUUAAAUGUUCUCGAAAAUGAAUGUCAAAAGCUUUUCUCAAAUAUAGUUCAUCUUUCCGAACGUCACACACUCGCCACUUCUAUUUAUCAUCUAUUCAAUCCACACGAAACAUUAGACCUUACAUCAACAAUAAUAAAUGAUAAUACUCGAUCGUUAGCUUCUCUAUGGCCUAACACUGAAUCACGUUACACAAACCACAUGACUAGAGAAAAGGGCAGUAAGCCACGACAAUGGAGAAAAGAAAUGAAGCGAUUGAAUGAGUCUUUACUUGAUUUACCAGUCUUGAUUAAUACUAUAAAACAGAAUAAAGAUGAAAAUAUUCAACAACAAAAAACCCAAUAUACAGAAGAUCUAUUAGCGGAUUGGUAUUGGGCAUUAAAAUAUCAUGUGUUAUCAAUGCAGCAAACAAGAAAGAUAUUCAAAGGGAAGGAUGAUGAUCAUGUAGAACAAACAAAGCGAGAUUCAGCAAAAGAUUCGAUCGCAUUUGAUAUAUCAUAUUCGCCUAAAGUCAUCAUGAAACAGCCAAAGAUAAAAUCAAAAUCCGAAGGUGAUACCAUAGUAAAACAACUUCAAUUCAGUACACGACAUUCAGGGCAUGUUAUCGUUGUGCGAAUCAUUUCAGGUCGAAAUUCGUCAUCACAAUACUCGAUACACUUUGACUAUCAUCUGCCGAAAUCAUUUUGUGCUUUUGCAUCAUUUGUUUCUAUAAUCCUCCAUCAGCAACUAAAUAAAAAGCAAGGCAUUCCUGAUGCGACAACUACGGGGAAAUUAGCACCAUCAUCAUUGCCCGAGUUUAUUAGUACAAUUAUAUGGCCAGAGAUGGUGGAAGAGUUUGGGAUUAAUUGA
Molecule: messenger RNA, 1020 nt
Organism: Ambispora gerdemannii
Lineage: Eukaryota; Fungi; Glomeromycota; Glomeromycetes; Archaeosporales; Ambisporaceae
Source: the annotation of a GenBank genome assembly